Molecule: messenger RNA, 6187 nt
Organism: Coccidioides immitis RS
Lineage: Eukaryota; Fungi; Ascomycota; Eurotiomycetes; Onygenales; Onygenaceae
Product: CNH domain-containing protein
Exons: 3
Coding region: 1-5475 (1824 amino acids)
Molecular function (GO): guanyl-nucleotide exchange factor activity
Source: RefSeq, a predicted model, not a curated record
AUGGCGUACCAAGAUAACGUCCCGCAGCGCUUCACCAGCUCUGCCUCUCAGACGCCGUCGGUGUCGCAGUCGCAGAUGCAGUACUCAUCCGGUUCCCAGUUGGGAACCCAGCAGAACCAGAUCCCUUUGCGACGCAGUCCCAGUUAUCAGUCUGGUGACGACGCGAGUUACUGCCAGCCGACAUCCCUCGGAAACGGCGCAUACCAAGACCAAUCCGGCCGCGCCGGAGACUCUACAAACUACAACCGUGGGGGCUCGCAGAGCACUCACGGUUCUCGACACUCUCAGUUCUCCGUGGGCAGUUCUCAACACUCUGUGAUGAGCCAGGCCUCGUCGCACGGCUCAGCCAUGUCUGGAUACCAGCACCAGUAUCAGCCUCCGUCUUCGACCUCCCCAAGUCAACCCGUCUACAACCCUCAGCAAUUCGCGCAGCCAUCGUCCCCUGUGUCGUCGCAAUCGAGAUAUAAUCCUCAGGCCUUCUCUGCGACCACUGUUCCGCAAUACGCAAAUUACUCGUAUCAGUAUAACCCUGCAGCAUACCAGUCUCCCACCGGCUCAUACCACUCCUCCCAACCAUCCCCUAACCUGCAAUGGCAGAGUCCUCAGACCCCCCAUCCGUAUAGCCACCCUUCACCGUACCAAUCUUCCCAGCCCCAACCCACCAGCCAACAACCUCCUCCUCCUCCUUCCUUGGCCCCUAGAACCCACGAGUCGUAUGGUUCUUAUUCUUCGCCUGAAACACCGAACCCUCCUCUGCAUACCGCCCUAGGUUAUUCUCCAAGUGUCUCCCACCAUUUAGUAUCGUCCCCCGUAUCUACUAUUCCGUCUGGAUACUCUACAUUGCCACCUCCUUCAUCUACGGUUCCGCCUUCGUCUUAUAUACAGAAUGAUAAUUUCCCUCUGCCGCAGCUACAUACCUCUUACUCAGGCUCUACAACAUAUCAGCAUAAUUUGCCCCAUCCUCCUCCGCAUGCCCCAAGCCCCCAUGAUUCUGCGGCCCAAUCCCAUUCUCAUCAGCCAAGCAAUGAAUCGGCAUACUAUGCCCGGCCGGCGUCGUUUUCAGUUUCCUCCCAAGUUCCCAUAACAGAUUUCGUGCCUACGCCCCCGCCGCAUCAGGAACAGCCAUCUUCUCCGCGUCGUGCGGACACCCUAAACCGCCAUCCACAGUCACGUCCAUUACCCGGUCCGCCCAUCGAGCCGGAAAUGGACCAUGGCAACGGACGUGUAGGCUACAAUGGUCGGGUCGAAAAUGAUCUGAGCUAUGACGAUAUCAUGAAAGAGGUGGAAGCUGCCGUAAUGGAAGGAAGACCGGCGAGUGCUCGGCGUCAUAAUUCACGUACCAAUCACGCCAUCCAACAGCAGCCUCCAAUCCAGGAAGCAGAUGAAGUUUCUGGUGCCUCGCAAACCCAGUUGCGAGUGUCUCCUGAUGUUACGCCCAGUCAUAUGAAUGGCCACGAAAACAUCAGUUCCACUGGUACCGGACAAUAUGUGAAUUACAAUGCCUAUAGCGAUGAUAGCGAAGCCGAAGCGGCUGCUGGAUUGGCCGCGUUACAGAUGGCCGAAGAAGAAGAAGCCGCUAUGCGCGCGAGACGGAGUACUCAGUCAUCACUGCCUGCUGCAUAUUCAUCGCACCAGGACCGUCCACCGAGCUCUGCGACCCCCGCUGAAUCGAGCAGUGACAGUGAUUACCGACGUCAUGACAUGGAGCUGUACGGUGGAGGUUAUGAUGCUCAGAUGCACUACGGCUAUGAUUUCGGUGCAGUCUCUGGUAACAAUCGCCUUGAGCCGACGUCGGGAUCACAUCGAAGUUCAACCAAGUCAGCGGAAGGUAAAUCCAAUGUCUCUGACUACGAGUACCCAAAUAUUGACGAUGAGUCAAUUCAUCCUUUUCCUUCUUUGGCUCCAAUUGCUCGAGUGGAUACCUUCGGAACUGGCGGUCUAUCCGACCCGUCGUUUAACCCAAGGAGAUUAAGUUUUGAUGAUGGCGACGAAACCCUUCAUUCGGGUAGGGCUGCCCAACAAAAUUCAUUUACUGCUACGCCAGAGGAAGGGGAACCUCAAGAGCUCUUUUUCCAUCCCGGAAUGACCUCUCGCCCCUUACCACCACCGCCUGUAAGCACGAGUUUGGCGACACAUCUCAUGCCUGCUGGGACUUAUCGAAGUCAAGACCAAAUAAGCCAGGAUGUGUAUGAACAGUAUUCCCGGCCUCAGUACCCAACUACCCCUGAAGGAUUUACUCAGGCCCAUGCUGCGUCUUCGGCUGUACCUCGGUCGACGUCUUUCACUGGCCACACCACCACACCCCGCACUGAUCCAAUUAUUCGCUCUAAGACUGAUGCAGAUAAGGUUAAAGUUAAGCAGAGCUAUGAAUCAUCAUUAUCAACCCCGUCAGUCCCAAUAGAUCUCCCGACCAUUCCUGCCGGAAAAAGAAAGAAAUUUAACCCGGCGAAACUGUCAACGGAGCAGUUCAGAAGAUGCACUGAACCAUGGGCCCUCAGUGCUAUCGUGGCUUGGGUGAAAGACCUGAGCGAGGAUGAGACGGACUUGAAGCGGCAAGCCAUCGUGGACGCGAUUGUGGCAUUGUUUACGCACAAAGUGCCUACAAUGAAUAUUGCUGAUGCCGAAACUCUCGGUGCACGCGUCGUAAAGGACAUGUUUGAUGCCGGCGCUCUGCUCCAUGAUGAAGAAUGGGUCAAAUUUGGAACAGAAUCACUAUCGGGAAUCCUAUGGCAAAUCACUGGUCAAGGUUGCUAUUCCUCUCGUCUUCACGCCGUGGAAACCGAGUCAUUUGGCCGAUGUUAUUCAUACCAUUGUAUGAGGACGUUGAAGAAGAUUAACUUGCAAGCACAAAUGAUGGAACCCGAGAAGAAAGCCGAGGACUGGGCUACUUUUUACAAAAUUGGUAAAGAAGUUUUUGAGACCCAUUCGAAGAAGGAAAUUGAGCGUCAAAACAAUUUGCAUGAAAUCGUCACCACGGAAGAUGCAUUCAUCUCUCAGCUCGACGUUGUACGGACGCUCUAUCGCGAUCAGCUUGCUGCUUCUCAACCGUCUAUCAUCAGCCCUAAACGACGCGACAGGUUCUUAAACGAUGUUUUCGGCAAAGUCGACGAGAUUAAGAGAGUCAAUGAGAAUUACUUGCUUGCUCAGCUUAAGUAUCGUCAAAAGGAACAAGGUCCAUUUAUCGCCGGUUUCAGCGAUAUUUUCCGAGAAUGGAUCAGAAAGGCCAAAACUGCAUAUAUUGAAUAUGCAGCUACCUUCCCCAACGCGAAUUAUCUUGUUAGGCGUGAAGCAGAGACCAAUUUACUUUUCAGGCAAUUCUUAAACCAGGCGAGAGAAAAUAAGAUGUCGAAUAGGUUGAAUUGGGACACCUACUUAAAGGCUCCUAUCACACGCAUUCAACGAUAUACCCUCCUCUUGUCUACUGUUCAAAAGAAUAUGGUCAAAGACUGUGAAGAAAAGACGAACCUGGGGCAAGCGAUUGAAGAGAUAAGAUUGGUGGCAAUGGAAUGCGAUAAUAAAGUAGGUGAGAUGACCAAGAAGGUAAAUCUCAGAGAACUCGGUGCAAAGCUGCAAUUACGACCAGAAAUGAAACGACUCGUGGAGCUCAAUCUGGAGCACCUCGGGCGCGAAAUUAUCUAUCAAGGUGACUUGCAACGGCCAAGAACGAAGAGAUUCAAUUGGGUCGAUACCCGCGCCAUUCUGUUCGACCACUAUCUGGUGUUAGCGAAGAUUGUGACCAACAGGGACGUUAGCAAGUCUGUGAAAUAUGAGACAUAUGAUGUCUCUAAACUACCGAUUCCCAUGGAUCUGCUCAUCCUUGAAAGCUCGAAUGAUGAUCCUGUGAUGAAAUCAUCUGUCAAGGGAAUAACCGCGAUUACCCCACCUGUCAAGCCAGGCACAGCACCUGGACAGUUGAGCCAUACCGGCACGAGCAGCUCUACAAGCUCCGGGGUCUCCGUUGCGUCCAAUAAGACGGUGGUUCCGAACACCGUUCUUGACGGUUCAAAGGAUGAUAAGAUUUUGUAUCCUUUCAAGAUUAGACACCUUGGCAAAUCGGAAGUCUACAUCUUGUACGCAAACACGGCUAAAAGCCGACGUGAAUGGUGCGAAAAAAUCAUUGAAGCGAAGACAAAGCACGCUGCAUCUCUAUAUGCGCAGAAUGCAGAACCGUUUAGGCUACGGGUUUUGUCAGACUCCGCUUUCGCCUACUCGGACUUUGCUAUUGGGUCAAAGAGUGUUGUGAUCAAGGGCACUCCGCUGGAUCGGGCAAUCGAAGAGGUAGAGAAGAGAUACGUCAAUAACUUGUCACGUCCUUUACCCAUUUGUCGGGCGUCAGUGAAUUGUGCUACAGUGUUCCAACAGCAGAACGGACAUAAGAUGUGUGCUGUUGGAACAGAUUAUGGUGUCUAUAUCUCGCAUUACGACGAUCCUCGAGGAUGGACCAGGGUAAUUGGCAUGUUACGGGUGACUCAAAUUGCUGUGUUUGAAGAGUUCAACCUGUUCCUGUUGAUCGCUGAUAAAUCUUUGAUCGCGUGCCAUCUCGACACUGUCUGUCCAGAGAAAGGCGCAGCAGCGGCCCAGAAUGACUCGCAACGGCGUGCCCCCCAGAAGUUAUCUGGUAAUAGGGAAGUUGGUUUCUUCGCCGCAGGGCGGAUGAAGGAUCGUGCUCUUGUGUUUUACAAGAAGCGCGACGGAAUCUCUUCGACAUUCAAGGUGCUAGAACCAGUCGUCCAAAAGACAUCUUCGUCGAAGACUCGCUUUCUGCGUAGAGGUCACACGGAUUUUUUCCGUGAAUACGAUGAGUUCUAUAUCCCUGCAGAUAGUUAUAGCAUCAAUCUAUUCCAUACUUCUCUCGCUAUCUCAACGUCUCGUGGAGUUGAGGUUUUAACUCUGGACAAGAAGCAGCCGUGGUCGGUGCCAAUCCUGCGUUCGGAGCAAGUAGAUGCUCAGGCACAUCUUACACGUAUCGCCAACAGAAUAAAAGACCUUCGCCCACUAGGGAUGUUUCGUCUAAGCGACAGUGAAUUCUUAGUUGCCUUUGAAGAAUGCGCAGUUUAUGUUAACAAGCACGGCGACGUGAGCCGCAGCGUGGUUAUGGAAUUCGUCGGAAAAGCUCAUUCAGCGUGUCUCUAUGGGAAAUUCCUCAUCCUGUUCCAUGAGGAUUUUGUUGAAAUCCGCAACGCUAUGAACGGCCGUUUGAGACAGGUCGUUGCGGGAAAGAACGUGACGCUCCUCGAUGACGGUGGCAAUUGUAGCAAUGGAGUCGGGAACUUAGGCAGCGCGCCGAUAUCGUCGAUAAUUGGGAACUUUAACGAUGCUGCAUCUGGUACUCUUGGCGGAGGUACGAACGGCCUUGGCUUGUCGAGUGGCUUCAGUACCGUCCCGCGCACGGUGAAGAUCUGCAUGACACACCCUGAAUAUGAGAGAAGUCAGAUUGUGAUCGAGUUAGUGGAGAAUGAGGGACAGGAAGAUUAAAUCAAAUUCUGAAGGUUUAUAUUAUAAUUACUUUUGAGGGCCUUCAGAAAGCCCCUGCAGGCCAUGGGAAUUGGGGAUGGAUGGAUAAAAUCUUUUUCGGCUAUCAAACUUUUUGACCUCCUUUCGUGGAAUUCUGGAUUGUGGGACCAUUCAGAAGAUCUUUAAUGACUUGGAUUUUCAUUGUCCUCUUCUUCAUGACGAUGGGUCUAUUUUAUUCGAUUCUUGUUAUGUGAUGUGGAUGCCAUGUAUAGAAGCCGACAAGAAGGGGAUAUGCUAUGGCUUUUAUAUUUUUGUUCCCCAUUUCUUGUGCGGAUUUGGAUUUCUUCUUUUAUAUGGAUUCUUUUACGACGCUUUUGAUGGCUGACUGGAACUUGAUUAGCACUAUUUUUGUUUCUUUGCGGGCCUUUUUUUUUUUUUUUUUUUUUCAGUCUGUUGGUUUCGUCACGAAAUACAUUUGCUUUUAUUGAUACCUUCAUCUUCCUUUUAAUUCUUCUUCCUUAAUACCGCCAUUUGUUAUAUUCUGGUCACUAGCUUUGCCUUCCUAUUUGUUUUCAUGAUGCGUUUGUUUGAGCUCAGGAACUGGUAUUGGAUUUUCAUUGCGUGCCCAGUGAGGUCAUCUUGCAUUCUAAGAGAAAACUAAACAGUUCAUAUUGAUAGUGCCUAGACAAGAUGCUUUUCAUAGAUAUGAAUGGGAUUGUCAUUUCAAAUAUGA